Alternaria atra is the source of this 531-nucleotide messenger RNA. RefSeq lists its product as uncharacterized. The transcript is spliced from 3 exons. Gene Ontology annotation, molecular function: structural constituent of ribosome; RNA binding. The coding region runs from base 1 to 531 and encodes 176 amino acids. Lineage: Eukaryota; Fungi; Ascomycota; Dothideomycetes; Pleosporales; Pleosporaceae. Gene Ontology annotation, cellular component: cytosolic small ribosomal subunit. The record is from RefSeq and is a predicted model, not a curated record.
AUGCUUAUCCCCAAGGCCGACCGCAAGAAGAUCCACGAGUUAGUCUACCUUUACAACCAUCCUUGUCACGGCGCAGUCGAGCUCGAGGGAGUUCUGGUCGCUAAGAAGGACUUCAACCUUCCCAAGCACGGCGAGAUCGACACCAAGAACCUUUACGUCGUCAAGGCUUGCCAGUCUUUGACCUCGCGCGGUUACCUCAAGACCCGCUUCUCGUGGCAAUGGUACUACUACACCCUCACCCCUGAGGGUCUCGACUACCUCCGUGAAUGGCUCCACCUCCCCGCCGAGAUCGUUCCCCAGACCCACAUCAAGCAGCAGCGCUCUGCUCCUCCCCGGGGUAUGCUCAGCGGUGACGACCGUGAGCGCCGUGGUGGUGGCCGUGGUGGACGUGGCGGUGACCGUGGUGGUGACCGUGACGGCUACCGCCGCCGUGAUGCCGGCGAGAAGGCUGAGGGUGCUGCCCCUGGCGAGUUCAAGCCCGAGUUCCGUGGUGGCUUUGGCCGCGGACGUGGUGCUGCUCCUGCUUCGUAA